Molecule: messenger RNA, 3061 nt
Organism: Manduca sexta (tobacco hornworm)
Lineage: Eukaryota; Metazoa; Arthropoda; Insecta; Lepidoptera; Sphingidae
Gene: scramb1
Product: phospholipid scramblase 1
Exons: 5
Coding region: 483-1283 (266 amino acids)
Biological process (GO): plasma membrane phospholipid scrambling
Cellular component (GO): plasma membrane
Molecular function (GO): phospholipid scramblase activity
Source: RefSeq, a predicted model, not a curated record
GAGUAUCAAUAGAUGCUCAUUUUGUAUAAUAUACUUUGCUCAGUAGUGUACCGUCGAUCGAGUGCUAAUUUGACUCAAGUUUUUCUACAAUAAUAAUAUAAUGGACGAUAAAACGACAAAUAAGUUACACGCACUUCAUGAAGAAUUAUUUAGUCAAGAUAUCAUUAAAACAAUUCCAACGAAACGUUCAAAACUAAAGGCUUAUUUCAACAAGAAGCGUUUUAAUUUAGCAAAUAUUAAAGAUAAACGUAUAUAUUUUGAUACAUUAAGUGUUUCGAGUGUUAAGAGAAGUCUAUACAGAGCAUACAGACGCAUAUUCAAAUCUACUCGUAAAGGCUACGUUGAAUUUUUGACCGACGAAGAAAAGAGGUGUCAAAUUAUAAAUAUAGAUAAAUACAGUGUGGUGGAGGGAAUUUACUAAGAAAAAAUAUUUUGUGCGUAUUUAUACUACUACUAAUAUUAUACCAACAUUAAUUGUAUGUAUGAACCUAUUGUUUUGUGGUUAUGCUUACUGUGUUAAUUUAAGCCAUGUGCAUAAAAAACUAAUUAAAAACUACUCCAAAAAUAAAGGUGGUUGGAUGACUAUUCCGCAAGGACCCGCCAACUGUCCGCGCGGUUUGGAAUACCUCACUUUGAUUGAUCAAUUGCUGGUUCAUCAGAAAGUUGAGUUGUUAGAAGCGUUUGUUGGAUUCGAAACGAACAAUAAGUACACUAUAAAGAACAGCGUCGGUCAGAAGGUUUACUAUGCUGUUGAGGAUAAUGAUUGCUGCACAAGAAACUGCUGCGGUCCCAUGCGCCCAUUCGACAUGAAAAUAAUGGAUAAUUUCACAAAUGAGGUUAUUCAUCUCCAUCGUCCGUUGGCGUGCGAUUCUUGCUGGUGUCCGUGCUGGCUGCAAAGCAUGGAGGUGUCCGCCCCACCGGGCACGGUCAUCGGCUCCAUAGAACAAGAGUGGUCGAUCUGUAAGCCGAAUUACGUCAUCAAAGACGCGGUCGGUGACGUAGUCUUGAGAAUCAAAGGACCUUGUUGCACUUUCUCAAUCUGCGGUGACGUCGAAUUUCAUGUAUAUUCAAAAGAAGGAGAAACUAAAGUUGGCAAAAUAACAAAACAGUGGUCGGGUUUGGCGCGCGAGGCCUUUACGGAUAGCGACUACUUCGGAAUCUCUUUCCCCAUCGAUCUGGAUGUCAAAAUAAAAGCUGUUCUCUUAGGAGCAUGCUUUCUCAUUGAUUUCAUGUUCUUCGAGAAAGGUGACAACCGAUCCAACCAACGCACUCAACUUUUGUAAACGUAAAGAUUUUAUUUUAAACCUCGUACUAUCUCUGAGAUAAAGUUCAACAUCAAAAUAUAACGCAACAACAAAAUAAGUACGCCAAAAUGAUUAUAGCGCUUCGUAUAGUGCACAAGUUACACAAAAAGUGUUUGAAUUUUGAGGAGAAUAUAAACUUCCGUAAUUAUUGUCCUAUAUAUGAAAUCAUCAAAAUGUGCCGUGUUAUUCGCAGUUUCCAAAGUUUUAAUUAUAUUUAUAUUAAGUACACACCUUUAUAUUAAAAAAGAAUCUCACUAAUUUUUUUUUUGUUAUUAUUAUUGUAUCACUUUUACUUUUAUGAUGAGAUUAUAUACAAUCAUUAUAGUGUAUUUUAAACUUUACAUUUAUCGAGGUUGGUUUUUUAUAAUAAUAUAUUUGCAAAGCUGGAGUUUAAACAUCAAAUGGCGUAACUCUAAAACUAAAUCACUUUUGUAAUAUUUUUUUACUGUUAGAACCGUGCAUUUAAAAUACAAUUAUAGUACCUACAGGAAUUAUUUAUUUACCACAAACUGUUAUAUUAACAUUAUUUGAAAUGGGGUGUCCAAUGAAAGACUUACAAAACAGGAUUUUAAAGCAUAAGCUAUGUUCUGGUAAAAAUGGACAAUGGACGGAAAUAUCUAGCCCUCAAAGACUGUAUUAUGAAUGCAACUAUCCCUAUCUAGUCCUGCCUAUGUUUAUGAAGUGAUACAAAACGUGUAUGAUGUAUUUACAAAAUAACAUAAUAUUUUAUUUUAUGAAUUGAGUGUUUAUGAAUUUUUAACAAUUUUAUUGUUUGCAUUUUUACUAACUUACUUUUGAUGUUGUUUACAUUUACUAAUAUAAGCACAAACUAAUUUUUCUAUGUAAUUGACUAUACUCGUAAAUGUGGUGCUAUGCGUUAAUUUUAUAUUUAUUUAAUUGCAAUUUAUUUUUAUAAAAUUUUUAACCUUAUCGAUGAAAUGUGUAGUUAUCAUCACCUCUUUGUUGCUGCUAUUAAAAAUAAUCCAGGGCGGAUUUAGGGGAGGGCCAUAAAUUUUGAAGCCCCUAGCUCGCAAAUUACGUAUAAUUAUAGCAUUCAUUUAUCAAAUAGUUAGUCCAAAAAUAAAAAAGUUUAAUAAUAACCCCCUUAUUCAUAUAUGUUAUUUAUCCAAGGAGUGAGCAUUGCUGUAAUAACAAGUCUGCUUCUCAGUGCCGACAGCAUGGCAGCCUUCACUAUGCGUUGUGAUUGGCUAAUAAUGAGAUACAACUUGAUUCUAGUUCGCUGUCAGAUAAAGAAACCUGAAAAAACAGCAAACUGUCAGAUAAACAAAGCUGAGAGACAGACUUUUUAUCACAGCAAUGCUCCGGUCCUUAGAUAAAUAACGUCUAUGAAUCAGGGGGUUGGAGAACAAAUGCAUUGUGACUUGAGUAUUCAUUGAGGCUAUCGUGGGAGCAGGUAUUUUAAAAUAUCCUACCUAUUUUCAAUUAGUGCUUUAUUUGAUAUUGCCGCGCUACCAAUGUAGGCUUUACCAUAGUCUCUUACGUCACUUUGUUCCUACCUACUGAUUAUUUUAAUCCAUAUCAUGGUAUGAAUUGAGGUGAAAUAUAAUAUUCGUAUCACGAAAAAUGUGUUAGCUGCUAUUAGUUUUAAGUCCAUCUAUUAUAAUUUACCUACGUUUUAUUCAAACAGAGCUUCAAACAUUUAAAUCCAGCCCUGACGGCCCAGUUGUAUUGUUAUGAAUUAUUAUUUUAGCAUGUAAUAAAAUACUUAUGAUUUUUUUAUGUUGUUUCUGUAAGUA